Crotalus tigris (Tiger rattlesnake) is the source of this 2137-nucleotide messenger RNA. RefSeq lists its product as uncharacterized. Bases 1022 to 1798 code for a protein of 258 amino acids. The record is from RefSeq and is a predicted model, not a curated record. The transcript is spliced from 11 exons. NCBI's taxonomy places the organism in Eukaryota, Metazoa, Chordata, Lepidosauria, Squamata, Viperidae.
CAUAAGUCACUUUAUUCAGUGUCAUUGUAACUUUCAAGGGUUACUAAAUGAACUGCUGUACGUUGAGGACUUCCUGUACUAUGUGUACUUAAUCCUGCUUCCAAUAUUUUUCCUCAACCUUCCUUUGAAAUUUCUCUAAUCCCUUCACAACCCACUCUGAAGCCCAUCCUUCAGAAAUGCAGUUAUAACGAUAACUACGUUUGUUCCUGUUUGGGGCAUUAUAUCAAAGUUAGAUAUUUUUAUAAACUCAAAGAGGAUACAAGGACAGAAUUUAAAAUAUGAAUAUAAAUAAAUGAGAAUUCUCCCGUUGGAGGAAGAAAAAGGAUAUCUAUGUGAAACAAUAGACGUUUUGGAAGUAAACCUGCAAACCUGAAAAAAAAAAUAAGAAUUUGUUCUGUUUCUGGGAUGCCUGUGGUUUAAUAUUUCACUAUAACUGAAGGAUAAGUUAUGAAGCUGGUUACUUUGAGCCUGCUGUUUAUUUCUUGUUUUUUGUUCCUAGUUUAUGAUAUUUGGAAAUUUAAAAUGGAACAUAUUUGAGACCAGCAAGGCCAUUCUUGAAGAAAGAAGAACUGUCUCUAUUUGUUAGGGCAGUGAAUGCUUCAACAUUUACUUAGAAGAUAUUUAAGUACAGCAUCUCUCUCCUCAUCACUACAAAUCUGUAAUGUUUUUCUCUUUGAGCCUGAAGUCACAUUAUCAGUACAGGUGGUCCUCAACCUGAGACUGCGAUUGAGCCCUGAAUUACAGUCGUACAUUGUUGCAGUUAAAAAGUCAAAGCAUCAUGUGACUGGACCUAAUUUUUUGAACAUUUUUACAGUAGUUGUUAAGCGAACGCUGUAGUCAUUAAGCGAAUGCUGAAGUCAUUAAGUGAACGCUGAAGGCUCAAAAUAACGCUUUGCAACAUGGCCGCCGGGGAGGUCAUGCCUGAAGUCUGUGCAGAGGCCAAAAGCCACCAAAGGAGUCAGCCACCGGGCCAUCCAGACAUUCCUAAACCCAGUGAAAGGACCAACAGCUGCUUGGGGUCAUGGCUGUACAACUGUUUUUUAGAAACAUCUGGAAAAGAUGUUCAGCGCUCUUCUGCUGCACAAAGAGCGACGUAGAGGACCUUCCUGAGCCUCCUGACAGGACUGACGAGGGACAGAAGCGGCAUGACCAGAAGGGAGAAUGGCAGACACAUCUUUGUGUGUCUGAUGGACACGGGUUUUCCUCCCAAGGGGUUUUGAUGGGUGUUCGUGCCACCGCCCGGAUCCCCAGGAAGGAAGAGGUGGCGCCAGUUCUUAUUUCAAUGAGAAAUGAGAACAUGGCGAAAUGGAGGCCGCGGCUCUUAACAAUCUCGGAGACCUGCACUGAGUUGGAUCCUUUGGAAGAAUGCCAACCAAGGGACGACGUGCAGGAGGAAAGCAGUGCCUGCUUAUCAAGAGAGAAAAAGCAAGAGCACUGGAGGCCGCGACUCCCCCCCAUUUUGGAGACCUGCGUUGAGUCGGACGAAGAAGACCAGCCGGCAGAAGAGGAGCUCUCUCCUACUGAGGAGAAGACGCAGACCUCGGAGGAUUCGAUGGAAGUGCAGGUGGGCUCCGGGAUCAACAGCCUGGAGGAUUUUGACUCCAUUUCUGCCCUCUUGGAUGAGGUGUCUGAGGGAAGCUGGGAGCAGGCUGCAGAGGCUUUGGAGGCCAGCCUUUCGUCCAGUCCGUGGGUAAGAAAGACAAAGUGUUUUCUCUUGGGGAAGGAUAGAGUCCCUCUAUUCAGUUCUCCUAAUCUGAGUGAACUGUGCUGGAGGGCUCUGGGCAGUGGAGCAAGGUGACACCUGGCCCUUGGGACAACAUAUUUAGGCUAACACUCAAGCUCUGUUGCGAUUGGUUGGGUACCGCAAAGCAGCAGGGAAGGGCCCAAUGCAGUGGACUGGUAUCCUAAAUGGAUAUGAACCACCGUGCUUAUCCCUUUCCUUUUUCUGCUUCCUCCUCUCCAGCACCCUGUUGUUUCUGGGCAGGGCAUUAAGGGGCAGAGUAGACAGCCUACAUUUCUGCGGGAAUGGCUGGGUGGGGGUGGGGAUUGCAACAGAAGCAUUGUUCCCGAUGAGGAUCCUGAUUCAAUAGGACCUCUUUUAGGAAUUCUGAGUCUCUUUUCACUGAUGGCUAAAGAG